UGGGACCUAACUAAACAUUUUCAACUUUACCCAAAAAAGUUCGACCUUUUAUGAAUGUUAAGCUCACGCAGUUCUAUGCAAAGCUAACUUUGGAGAAAACACAGAAAGAAGAAUGUGUGGAGUGAAAGGUAUUGUGCUGAACGCUUCAAUUUUGUUGGAAUCCUGCAAUGAUGAAAAUGGGAAUCCCUCUCUUAGGCCUGGUGCUGUUUAUGUUCUUCGCAAGCUUCGAUACUCCAACAUCUUCACUGGUAUAUCCUAUGGACCUGAUCUUUCUGCUCCUAAGGUGCGCCUCCUCCAAGAAAACGCAAGACUAUAUUCCUACAAUUGUUUUGUCUUCAGGCCAUCAGCCAUAGACAACUUUGUAAGUGAGGUUUCCUUGGAAUGGGGCGACAAUAUUGGAAGUUAUAUGCAUGUUGUUUCCAGUUACAAAGACGAGGAGAUUUCCCAAAUGAUAAGUUCUGGCUGGCUGAUCACUGUUAUACGAUCUCCUGAAAAAGCAUCAGAUGUUGAAUAUAGUCCUGGAACUGAAAAUUCAAGCAAGAUUUUCAUUAACAAGCUUGAAGAACUGCCUCUGACUAUCUGCCAUUUGAAUAAAGAGGCAAUGGGCAAGGAAGUCAAGACGGUUGGUUACCUGAUGAAGCCUUCUCGUGAAGAAGAUUUUGCCAAGAGAGGUGCAUUCCCCUUAAAUCCUACACCAAACGGAUUAAUUUUUGUGGCCCUUAAUUACGAGCUCCCUAUAUCAUGGCAGUUACAAGAAAUUGACGGCGUUCUACAUAAAGCAACUGAUGACAUCAUUACUGUUGAAAUGAGCAGCUCUUCAGAUUUUGAAAACAAAGUUACUUAUACAGAGGGCAUGCAAGAGUUACAAAGGUACAUCGGAUGCCAUCCUGAUUGUCGUGUGAUUGACCCAUUCAGCAACAUAUAUCCUGUUCUUGAUCGGUUGAAAAUACAGCAGAUUCUAGGUGAUUUGGAAAAUCUUAACAGCAAAAGCUGCAGUAAAAUCAGAGGUCCCCAUUUUCUAAAGGUUGUUGAUUUUCGUGAGCCCAAGUUGGAAGACAAGCUAGCCGAUGCAAAACUGUCGCUUCCGAACAUUGUAAAACCCCAAGUUGCUUGUGGAGUUGCUGAUGCUCACAGCAUGGCCAUUGUCUUUAAGACAGAUAGCUACAAAUAUCUCAAUGUCCCUCUUCCAGCUAUUGUGCAGGAAUAUGUGGAUCAUUCAUCCACUAUGUUCAAGUUUUACGUUGUUGGGAAGAAGGUUUUCUUCGCAAUUAAGAAGUCUACACCUAAUGCAGAUACCUUGAUAAAGUUAGCUGAAGAAAAAGAGUUGAAGCCAUUACUCUUUGAUAGCUUAAAAUCUCUACCUGUUGACGAGCAAAAAAGCCAAAAUGAAGAUAAUAAACAGAUUGAUCAUGAGCUAGUCACUGAUGCUGCAAAUUGGUUGAGAAGGGUGCUUGACCUUACUAUUUUUGGCUUUGAUGUUGUGAUCCAGGAAGGCACUGGUGACCAUGUCAUUGUUGAUGUAAAUUACCUUCCAUCAUUUAAGGAAGUUCCUGAUGACGUUGCAAUACCAACAUUCUGGGAAGCCAUAAAGGAGAAGCUGACUGGAAAACAAAGCACAGAAGCAGCAAUAUUGUUGUAAUAUUCACCUAUAUUCAUCUUAGUAGCAAAACUAACUAAUAAAAAGGUUAUAUCCAACAGAUACUGACUACCCUUUUUCUCUUUUGCUAUUUGUGGUAUCAACUGUAACUUAUUCUGUAUAUUCGAAAUCAUAUUUCAUUCUGUUCAGUUUAA
This is a messenger RNA of Solanum dulcamara, 1791 nucleotides long. Its product is annotated as inositol 1,3,4-trisphosphate 5/6-kinase 4. The transcript has 13 exons. Gene Ontology annotation, cellular component: cytoplasm. Gene Ontology annotation, biological process: inositol trisphosphate metabolic process. The record is from RefSeq and is a predicted model, not a curated record. Gene Ontology annotation, molecular function: inositol-1,3,4-trisphosphate 5-kinase activity; magnesium ion binding; inositol-1,3,4-trisphosphate 6-kinase activity. NCBI's taxonomy places the organism in Eukaryota, Viridiplantae, Streptophyta, Magnoliopsida, Solanales, Solanaceae. Bases 113 to 1639 code for a protein of 508 amino acids.